UUCACCAUGGAGGACACACCAGCCCUGCAAGUCCUUCUAGAAAAGGAUCUAGAUCACGUGCUGUCGUCGGUUAGCUGUUAAGACGAGACAUUAAGAUUUACCUAAAUGGAAACAUCAGUAGUCCUGUAAACUGUCAGGCUGAACAACCAUGGUCUCGAAUUUGUCGACAGAUUGAAAACCAAGCACCUGCUGUCAAACAUUGUCAUAAACAAUAACAAAACGCGAUGCUUAAUUAGUACAAGUGUGUGUGAAGGAAGUGUAAGGAUGUAUUCGCUAGAGAUGAUGUGUUGAUGACGAGACACCAGAUAUAAAUUAACGAUGAUUAACUUUGGAUUGUCAACUGUAAGUGUAUUGUACCUUAUCAAUCUGCUGGGUUCGUGUGUCAGGUCCCAGUCAACAGACAUCUGUAAGAGUGAGGAAUACAACAAGGACCACGGCACUAUCACCAGUCCUGACUAUCCAUCCCCAUACCCCACCAACCUCUGUAAGGACUGGUUCAUCACUGGAAACACCAAUGAUGUCAUCACCAUCAGUUUUAAAGCAUUUGAUGUUGAGACUGGUAUUCUGGGAUCCUGUGACCGUGACUUCCUGGAGAUUGGUCCUGACCCAAAGAUCAAAGUAUGUGGUGAAAUAAGCAACAUCCCCAGGGUUUACAUUUCCAAGACAAAACAUGUCAGAAUUCAUUUCAACUCGGACUACAUGACAACAGGGGCUGGCUUUGAACUGAUGUACAUCAUGGGUCCAUUAAUAACGAGGAAAUGCACACAAGACAGGUUCCGCUGUCGCAGUGGAAAGUGUAUAUACAAAGAAUGGAAGUGUAACGGUCUUACCGAGUGUGAGGAUAACAGUGAUGAAACUAACUGUCCUCAUGAAGCCACAUCAACCAUUCCCCCAAUGGCAACCACACAUACAUGUACCAACAGCAGUCUGCUAUGUCAGGACAUGGAGACGGGUAGGAACAGAUGCAUUCCAAAAGCGCAGUGGUGCGAUGGGGUAAAGGAUUGUCUUUAUGGAGAGGAUGAAGAUAGCAAACUGUGUCCUUCUUUCAAGUGUAACAGUCACAUAGACAGUGAGACAGGGUUUGUGGUAUCCCCAAACUUUCCCCAUGACUACCCUAACAAUCUCAGUUGUAUCUGGACAAUACAUGUUCAGGACACAUCAGCGCAAGUACAAUUGCGGUUUGUUAAUUUUGAACUCCAAAGUGAGGCUGGGACUGAUUUCCUGACAGUGUAUGAUGGGACACACCUUAAAGGCAAGGUCAUCGGUGUAUAUUACGGAGGAUUGGCUGAUGUUCCUACAUUGUUGGAGUCCACCACUAAUUAUGUUACCCUCAAGUUCCAAACAAAUAAUGUCCGGGCAGAAAGUGGUUUUAACAUUACAUUCCAGAAGAAAGGUGUGUGCCUUCCAGACCAGUCUUCUUGUGGGGCAUUAGAGAAAGACUGUUAUCCUAUAGAUAAAAGAUGUGACGGGGUGUGGAACUGUCACAUUCAUGGAGGUGAUGAGAAGGGAUGUGGUGCUUGUGACAAGGAUCACUUUCGUUGUGGUCUAAAAGGCAGUCACCAGUGUUACGAGGAGAAGCAGAGGUGUAACGGUAUCUCCCGCUGUGCAGAGCUUGAUGAUGAACUUAACUGUAAUCCUGUUUUAUGUGGCUCCCACAAUGGAACUUUUCUGUGUGAUAAUAAGCGAUGUAUAUAUGAGACAUGGAAAUGUGAUAAAACCAACGACUGUGGGGAUAACAGUGAUGAAAUAGAUUGUCCAAGAAGUACAAACCUGAUAACCAUUGCUGCAGUGGCUGGCUCUUUAAUUUGUGCUCUGCUGUUGGUCGUGGCCAUGGGCUGUACAUGUAAACUUUACAAUCUCCGAAUGCAGCAGUUCCACGGACCACGACAUGAGACACCACUUACACGAAUGUACACAGAGUUUAUGAGGAGAAGGGCGCCUCCACCUUAUCAUGAGGCCAUGCUCACAUCACGGCCUUAUGAUGAGGUGCGACAGGAGCUUGCUGAACAAAGCAACCAAAGUGAAACCUCAGGAUCUCAUUCACGUCGUCAUCGUCGACGAACAGCUCGCUUAGCCCGCCAACAGCAGAUGGCAUCAUACAACACUACAGGUCAGUCUGGUGAACAAAAUGAUAGCUGUCCAACUGAUACAACAAACAAUCAGCAGAUAGGAGGAAACGCACGCACAGGUGAAAGUUCACAGACUAUAAAUAGUUCAAAUUUGACAUGGAACACAGAUUCACAUUCAUCAACACUGGCACUUAUACCCGACAACAGUAGUGAUACUACAGAAGGACCUGACGAAUCGGGAGAUGACAGCGAUCAGCAAGACGGUGAACAUGUCAGUUUCUCAAACAAUAUUGGCAUAACAGCAAGAUGGCAGCGUCCAAGGAAUUCUGGGAAAGAAAAUAAUAGUAGCGAGUGUCAAAAUCUCCUACAGACAGAUCCUCCAGACUCCCCGCUCUCCACUGGCAGGGGAAGCGGUGAUGUAACUACAACAUCAUGUGACAGUGUUGAUCCGUCUUCUGUCAUCACCGGAAACACUCGUGAUAGCGAUAAUGAAUCUGAUAAAUCCUGUGAUACUGAUCUGUUGGGUGCUUCGUCCGCAUUGCUCUGUCAGGGUGAAAGUCUCAUAUCCUUUACUGAUCCAGAUGUGGACAGACCUCAACACGAGACGAGCGAAUCCUCCAGCGACACUGAUGUUAUAACCAUUGGUGAAAGUUCAUCUCAUUCAGAGUUAUUUUGAUUAUGUUUGGUUGGAGGUAGGUUGAACCAUCCUACCUCGAUAUAUGUACAGUGUUGUAUACAUUGUCCUUCACUAUCGAACAUACCAAUUAGUACAUACAUGUAAUUAUAAGAUGAUUUUGCAUAAUCUAUUACCUAAAUGUGAUUUUUUAGGUCAUUUGAGUGAGACAUAAUUCUCAACUUAAUUGACUGACUAUAAUCACCUUUUGUCCGUCGUCAUGCAUCAUCUUAACAUUUUGACUUUUUCUUUCUCAUCUAAAAUUGUGAAUUAUAUGGUCCCCAUCGCUCUGAUGUCUGAGGGGUGGGGCUAAAAGUGGUUGUAUUGACUGAAAUUAACAUAAUUAAUGGGUCUUAUGUUUCCCCCUAGGUAGGGGGUAAACUUUACAAUAGUAUAGGGAUAUCACAUUUUGACCAUGAUUGGUUGAUUGAAUUUAAUGAAAUUUAAAAAAAAUGUCUUCUCAAAACCUCGUAAUGGUAGAAUCAAAUACUUUUCAUAGAUGGAAGCUCCGCUAAGGGUCUAAUGGUGCUUUACCAAAAUAGCAAAUUUCAUGCCCCUUGGUUUUUCUCUUGGGAAAGGGUUGACAUUUAUUUACUAUGGUUUAUAUUGGGAAAUGAUACUUCAGAUACAUUUUGUUAAUUUCAACUUGGAAUGAUUCCAGCUUGUUUUAAGAUAUGACCCUUAAUUGACAAUAUGGUACAUAGAACAUUUGGACUAGCCCUACCACAGGGACUCAAGAGCAGGGCCCAAAGUAAUCUUAUUGGAUUUUAUUUAAUCAGUAACUAAAGGUUCUUUUUGUUGUUUGAAGGGUCUAGAUAUCCCCUGGCUACAUAUUAGGGUCUAGACACCAUUCCCUGUCUACAUAUUAGGGUCUAGACACCAUUCCCUGUCUACAUAUUAGAUGUCUAGACAUCAUUCCCUGUCUACAUAUUAGGGUCAAGACACCAUUCCCUGUCUACAUAUUAGAUGUCUAGACACCAUUCCCUGUCUACAUAUUAGAUGUCUAGACAUCAUCCCCUGUCUACAUAUUAGGGUCUAGACACCAUUCCCUGUCUACAUAUUAGGGUCUAGACACCAUCCCCUGUCUACAUAUUAGAGUCUAGACACCAUCCCCUGUCUACAUAUUAGGGUCUAGACACCAUUCCCUGUCUACAUAUAAGGGUCCAGACAUCAUUCCCUGGCUAUAUAUUAGGGUCUAGACAUAUUCCCCUGGCCUCACAAUUUUAAAAUGAUCAUUAUAAGAUCCAAUUAUGCCGGAAUACUCUCUCUAAAUUAAAGGGUUCAAAGGUUGUUUAUCAGAGUUUCUCUACUCCUGUACGUAAUAGAAUAUAAUAUAAUGGAAUUGUAUAAGCUAGAAAAUGUGGUAGGUUGUUAUGAAUAUUUUACUGUAACCAACUCCAGGGGCUCGGGUUCAAGUAGUCAGGUGUACAUGUACUUAAUUUUUUUACAAUAUCCUUAUUUGGGCCCAGAAUCAAAUGCUCUUGGGUCUUGAAUCUGUAUGCUAGAUAUGGAUUGAGGUAGUUUUAUUGUUUUUGGUCACCUUGCAUAAUAUUUUUGCUUAUAUUUGAAUAACAGAAAUUAGCUUCAUGGAUGUGUAUAAAUAAAUCAGAACUCAGGUGACUGUUGAGGCCCUUGGGCCUCUUGUUUCCAAAAAGUGAUAUUUUCCUAGUAAAAUUAUAUAUAUUGUUGAUAUUGUUGGCAUUUAAUUGCCUUAUAUGUAUAAUGCAACACUCUUGAUUUUCAUCAGUUGUUAAAAAAAGUCAAGAUAAAAUGUAAUCCAGCUUUGUCACUAUUUGUUGAAAAGUCAACAAAAGGAUAUAGCCUAGUUACCUCAUCAAAUUCUUCCAACUUUCUGAGAGUGGAUACAUCUGCCUCAUUUUGCCCAGUUUAGCAAACAGAAGUGUAUAUUUAUCACGUAAUUCAACUCUAUUUUAUGCGUUAAUUUAUCAAAGAAAUAUUUUGUCGUCCCAGAAAUGAGUAAUCUUGUAUAUAUAUCAUACACAUGUUCUGUUUGUUGCUUCAUUUUGUAGUUUUACGACCAUUUAGUUGACACAAAAAAAAAUUUUUCUGCGUACCUGUUCAUUUUUGAGAUGUUAGGAGUCACUGAUGCAUACAAUUGUGACUACCUACCGUUACAUUCAUAUUCAAGGUGUAAUUUCAACCAUUAAACUAUAAGAAGUAAUACCCAGAACAAUGUUAGUUUACAUGUAGGAGAAUGACUGAGUAGUAGGGUACAAACAUCUAUACUUCAAAUUGCUAAACGAAGAUGAAAUGAUCUUAACAAAUCAAUUUGUAUUGGAAUAAUUAAUGCCUUCACUGGUGGAAUGUACUGCAAAAUGGAACAUGCCAUUGAUAGAGCUUCAAUUCCAACACUGUGGUUGAACAGAUCUGAAAUCAUUUCUUAUUAGGUUUAUAUAUACAUGUCCCCUAGCGUUAAUCUUACUUUAGUAGAGGUUUAUAAAAAUAGAAAUGAAACAACAGACUCCUUUUACAUUUUUCACAAGAAAUGGAAACUCCUAGAUCUGGAACUUAAAAUGUGGGAAAUCAUUCCAAGACACGAGUACCUGCAUGGAUAGUGAUCAUGAGUGUCCUGGAUUAGUUGAGCUGGACUUACUAGGACUAAGUAUAGAUAGGAAAAACAAUAUACAGAAUAGUAUCUAGUGUUCAUAUUGCACCCUAGUUUAUAAAACUAAAAGCAUUGAACAGUAUAUGUAUGGUACUAGAGUUACAAAAAUAAAAAUCUAUAGAAAAUAAUCAAUUAUGAAUCUUCACUUCAGAAAUAGCCUGUCAUAUUCAUUGAAAAUAUAGAGUGUCAUUGCAUUCUCAAUCUUUUAAUCAUCUUUCUAGAAUGAUUUUUUAUAGUGUUUAGGCCCAAGUAACCAUGCUAUGGAACCCUGUACAGUCCUACAGAGUUUAGCCCAAGUAACCAUGGAACCCUGUACAGUCAUAUGCCCGGGUAACCAUGGAACCCUAUACAUGUAGUCCUACAGAGUUUAGCCCAAGUAACCAUGGAACCCUGUACAGUCCUACAGAGUUAAACAUAAAGUCCAGUUGUAUAUAUACAUAUUAUAUAUAUUGCUGAAAAUAUUGAGUUCUUUAUUUUGUGUCAAAUACGUUGACACACUAAACCAUUAUAUGCAUUUAAAUUGUAAAUCUAUUCCAGAUUUGAAUGAUUUUUUUCCCUUUUUUUUUUUCAAUAGAAUUUUUAUAGACCUAUUCCAGAUUAAAUUGUACAUUUCCAUUGAUUAGAAAUACAUGUGUCACAGCUGCAUUUGUUUUUGCUUUUGUACAAUUAAUUAUAUUUAUUUAAAGAGAAAUGCUGUUAUUAUUGAACUAUCUGUGAUUCUUUGUUUUGUGUAGGAUGGUACUUGUGCUAUUAAUUUGUGAAUCAUGUUUAUAUUAUUUUGAAACAAUGAUAUGUGUAAUACACGGUAUGUUUGAUACAUAUGUGAUGUGUUCCAUAUGAAUUUGUGAUUGCUUGAAUACAGUAAAGAUUCUUCAGUACAUAGUUUAUCGACAUAAUUAACAUUAAUUGGUAAAAUUGUAUAUCAAAUUAGUGCAGAGAGAUAGCAAGGUGCUAAAAUUGAUGUUUUGUGGUAUUUUACAUACAUGUAUGUACACUGGAAACCAGAGUUGCUAGAAUGUUUGUGUCACUUUAUAUAUUGGCACUAAACAGCUGUAUAGAGAUGUAUUUGGUCAUGAUAAAUAUUCCAGACAUGGUUCAAAGCUUUUUUAUCUACAUGUACAUUGGUCCUGAAUUGUCAAUUGGCUGUUACAAUGUAGCUACAUUGUAUAGGAAAGCAUUGUAAUUACACAAAAAAUAUAUUGAAUCUCAAAUUUUAUCUGUAAAAGCACAUAUGUUUAUGAUUGAAAAUUAAUUCAAUCUAUAUAUGAUAUAGAUAGCAAGUUUUAUAUAGGCAUACAAUUAUACAACAGGUGUACAGUAAUCACACCUGUCUCACACCAGUGCCAUCUUGUAUGAAAUAAUUGUCAGAUUUCCACCAAAUUAAGUUUGUUUCAUUUAUAUUGUGUUUUUUUUUGUAUUGAUAAACAUACCCUGAUUUCUUUUGUAUGCAUUGUUUCAUGUGUUAUUGGUUGUUUUAAAUAAUAUUUAAUCAGAAAUAUUUUUAUGCACAGAAGUCCAUUUGCCAAAGUGUAUCAAUUCUAAUCAUGAGAUAUUCUUACAGAUGCCAUAUUAUUCACACCAUAAGAGCAAAUAAUUUUCUCAAUGUUCCAGUAACAACCUUUUUUGUUGUGGUCAUCAAAAUAUGAUGUCCAUAAAUAUGGACACUGCUUGAUUCUGUGUCCCAUAUGUUUCCCAAAUGUGUGGGCCAUACACGAUUCCAAUAAAUGUGGGCCCUGACUGAUUCCCUUCAUUUUUGUGAACAAUUUUUUCAGUUGAAAAGUAUCCCCACAACCACUGCAUACUGUAUCAUUUCAUGGUUGUAGAGCAGAGUACUGUUUUUAUCUUCAAAUAAGCCCAGAGCCUGUUCACAAAUAAACACUUUCUUAAAUUUUAUGAAACCUUCAGUUUCAAAAUAGUAACCAAAAUGUUAUUUACAAAUAAGGCCUCCCCAAAUUCCAGAACCAUGAUUUUGCACUAAGUGAGAGGGUUUAUCUGAUAAUAAAUACAGUAUGUAUACCUAUACUGAGUGUCUCCAGCUCAUUAACCUACAAUGUAAUUAGUGGACCUAAAUCAAUUUACUGAUUGAUACACUGAUUUUAAUGCAAAAUGAUCGGGGUAUUGAUAACAAAAAUGACAUUACAUGUUAACUUUGUAUUUUGCAGAACAUUUUUCGUGUACCUUACUCUCCCCAAUAUGAAAUCCUUGAUUGAAGGCAUUCUGUAUAUACUUAAACCAUGUUAAACCCAACAGAGUUAAAUACACUGUACCAACAUUAUAUAGAGUGAUCAUCAUGUUUUGUCUUGUGUACAUCUAAACUAUGUGGAAUCUCUUGUGAUAUAAAACAGGUUUGUUCUGUUGAAGAUGUUUUGAUUGAUAAAUUAUCAAAAAAAUGAUUACCCCCCCCCCCCCCCCCCC
Molecule: messenger RNA, 7783 nt
Organism: Pecten maximus
Lineage: Eukaryota; Metazoa; Mollusca; Bivalvia; Pectinida; Pectinidae
Product: low-density lipoprotein receptor-related protein 12-like
Exons: 11
Coding region: 319-2745 (808 amino acids)
Molecular function (GO): protein binding
Source: RefSeq, a predicted model, not a curated record